AUGACCGUGAGGUACCGCGGCACUUACACCAUAAAGCCCGAAACGGCAACGUGGACCGGCCACUUACCGCUCUCAGAACUGGAUCAGAUGGGUAUUAUCACUCAUGUGCCCACCAUUUACUUCUACAAGCCGCCCCGUGAAUGGCUCCAUCCGGCCGACGCCAUCUUCGACACACUCCGGGGUUCACUGAGCCGCACGCUGGUCCCAUUCUAUCCACUCGCAGGCAGGCUCAGGUGGCUUGAAGGGGGACGGCUCCGACUUGAGUGCAACGCCAUGGGUGUCUGUUUCAUCGAGGCCGAAUCCGAAGGUGAGCUCAAUGACUUGGGCGAUUUCUCUCCACGUCCGGAGUUUGAGCAGCUCGUGCCGAGUGUGGACUACACGAAGCCGAUCCAUGAGCUGCCGCUGUUGCUGGUUCAAGUCACCAAGUUCAAGUGUGGUGGGCUCACCCUGAGCUUCUCCAUGUCUCAUGCGGUUGCCGAUGGGCCAAGCGCUCUCCAUUUCAUGACCGAGUGGGCGCGGCUCGCUCGCGGCGAGCGACUGAGCGUUGAGCCAUAUUAUGAUAGAAAGGUUUUAUGGGUGGGCGACGAUCCAUCUAGCACGCCACCGCCGCGGCCACGGCACUUGGAACACUCCGAGUUCAACCCCCCACCGCUGCUGAUCGGCCACACUAACAACCUAGAAGAGCGUAAGAAGAAGACCACCGUGGCCAUGCUAAAGCUGACAAGGACCCAAGUUGAAACCCUAAAGAACGCAGCGAACAAGGAACGAGCCGGCCCGCAUCGCCCGUACACCCGAUACGAGACGGUGGCUGCACAUAUAUGGCGGUGUGCGUGCAAGGCGCGGAAACACAAGCCUGAGCAGCCGACUGCUGUGGGCAUCUGUGUCGACUCCCGCCACCGCCUGCAUCCGCCACUGAAGCUUGGAUACUUCGGCAACGCAACCCUGGACGUGGUCGCUGCUGGCAUGUCCGGUGAGCUGGUGUCGAGUCCGCUCGGGUGCACCUCGAGCAAGAUUCGAGAGGCCAUCGAGAGGGUGACCCAUGACUACGUGAGGUCGGCCAUCGAUCACAUCCGGAGACAACCGGACCUGACCUUGUUUCAGGAUGUGCAUGCCCUAGGAAGCACCCGAGGGCCUUUCUAUGGAAACCCUAAUCUUGGGGUGGUGAGCUGGUUGACAUUGCCGAUAUACGGCCAUGACUUCGGCUGGGGGAGAGAGGUCCACAUGGGGCCGGGGAACCACGACUUCGACGGCGAUUCUCUGGUUCUUCCGAGUCUUGAGGAAGAAGGUGGCUUGGUGGUGGCCUUGUGCUUGCAAAUCGCGCACAUGGAAGACUUCAAGAAGUUCUUCUAUGAGGAUAUCGUUGAAUAA
Messenger RNA from Eucalyptus grandis, 1368 nucleotides. Its product is annotated as spermidine hydroxycinnamoyl transferase. The transcript is spliced from 2 exons. The record is from RefSeq and is a predicted model, not a curated record. The coding region runs from base 1 to 1368 and encodes 455 amino acids. NCBI's taxonomy places the organism in Eukaryota, Viridiplantae, Streptophyta, Magnoliopsida, Myrtales, Myrtaceae. Gene Ontology annotation, molecular function: acyltransferase activity, transferring groups other than amino-acyl groups.